GGAAAAUUAAUGUUAGACUGAUCACUUCCUCAAUUUUAAGUGAUGACAUGAUCUGUAAUUCUACACAGCACUGUUUUAUGAACGCCGUACCUACGUUUCCUACGGUUGUGCAAUCACCCAUUUCAAGUGUUGAUUAUAUUUCAUGCCUAGUAGUUUAGUUUGAUCUGAACUAUGAAAAGUAGAGGAAGAGGAAUUAGAAAUACUAUUAGAAUGGGUACAGAUAAGAAAACCGUCACCUCAGAAAUGGAGGAAAAGAAACUUGAGAAAGAUGACCGUCUCUCCAAACGCCUGUGUUACAUCCUCAGAUAUGGUGCCUUAAAAGAGGGGCUCAAAUUGUAUCAUGGAGAUUUUGUGGAGCUAGACCAGCUUCUGGAAUUAGAGUUAAUGAGACACAACUCAAAAGAAGAAGUGAUUCACGAAGUGGAUAUCUCUCUUUCUCACAGGAAUGCAAAGAGAUUCGAACGAAAGGAAGAGAACGGAAAGAUCUACGUCAGAGCCUGCUUCUGUAGGAACUUUGAGGAGAACCCCUGCCAUGAAGGGUCCAGAGUGCCUAGGCUAACAGAAUCCUGUGUACAAUACAUAUGUACUAAUCUAAAUGAUUAUGACCUUGAAGACUUUCCUGAUGAGCACCUAGUAAGUAAGAUGAUUCAGAAGAUGAAGAAACAGAGUAAGUUAAACAGUGCUGCAUUGCGACAACUCCUUGUUCCCGUGCUGGAACAUCUAGAUUUGUCCGGAGUCUACGUUACCGAGAGCACACUGAGGCUGGUGUGGAGGAACUGUCCAAAUCUCCGCGUUCUCAGUCUGAAGGAUUGUGGGUAUUUAAUGACAGACAGUGUCAUGGAGCAGCUAGUCAAGAAACUACCUCAUCUGGAGUCAUUAAGCCUGUGCGCCUGUAAACACUUAACAGAUAGAGCAGCCAAGGCUCUGUGUAAACAUGCCAAAAACCUCAGGGAGCUGAAUCUUAGCUGGAUCUCUACGAUCUCAGAGGCCGCUAUCAUAGAUCUCAUGACAAACUGUCCACAACUCGUGUUCCUAGAUAUUUACGAUCACAAUAUAUCAAAGGACGGGAGGAGUAUAAUAGCUGAUAUAGCCAGACAGCGUAAAAUGAAAAUAGUGUUGAAAGGUUUGACAGACCUUGAGAUUGCCCCUGAGAAUCCUUGCUCCCUGCUGCCUAACUUUGGAAAAGUGUGGUAAAAUGUGAUCAGGUGCUGCUAUAAUUACAUGUAUUGUUAUCCCUGUGUUACACUGUGAUAGAUUGACAAGUUUUUCAUUUGAUAAUUGGAUUUUCAUUUUUAUUUUAUGAAAAAUGUGAUAUUAUAGUUCUAGAAAAUUUUUGGAAAACUUGCUGUUAUAAAUAAUUUCCACUUAUGACAUUAUGAUUUUAUGUGCCCAUAGAAUCUGUGAUAUUUAGCUCACUUUGCUAACAGUGAUGUAUUAUCAAGAAUUAAAUAUACAUGUACAAGUAUUUUUUUACUGUUUUGUCAUGGAAACAUUUCAUAAUUAAACAGCAUACAUAUAAAUUGGCAGUUUUUUAAGAAUCUAAUUUUGUUUCUUUUUAAAUUUCUUUUUUGUUCAUGUAUUUCACAAUUUUUCUAUUAUAAUAGGUGGAAUAUGCAUGAAAAUGUCAAAAUGGAUUUAAACCUACAUGUAUACAUAUGUAUAAUGCUCAGUGAGUCGGGAUUGUUGUAUUAUUGGAGUCAACCUAUUAAUACAUACAUGUUGUGUAUACAUGUAUAUAUUUAAUAUACACAUAAUUGUUCCUUUUACUCAUAUUAAUU
Molecule: messenger RNA, 1778 nt
Organism: Saccostrea cuccullata (small rock oyster)
Lineage: Eukaryota; Metazoa; Mollusca; Bivalvia; Ostreida; Ostreidae
Product: F-box and leucine-rich repeat protein 13-like
Exons: 6
Coding region: 172-1194 (340 amino acids)
Biological process (GO): SCF-dependent proteasomal ubiquitin-dependent protein catabolic process
Cellular component (GO): SCF ubiquitin ligase complex
Molecular function (GO): transferase activity
Source: RefSeq, a predicted model, not a curated record